AUGGACCCCAUGGAAGUAGAACAGUGGCUAGCCAAGGUCACCCUUACGCUAGUCAAGAUGAGAGCUGAUGAUGCGGACAGAAUACUGAUGACAGUGUCCUUGCUGCAAGAUGCUGCAUACACCUGGUCAACUACCCAGCAGCUAGUCGAGAGGACCCACCAGCCAUCACUUGGCCAGAGUUCGUGCAACUAUUCAAAGACCACUUCAUACCGGAGGCCUACCGGAUCGGGAAGUAAAGGGAAUUUCUAG
Messenger RNA from Linum trigynum, 249 nucleotides. The record is from the annotation of a GenBank genome assembly. Lineage: Eukaryota; Viridiplantae; Streptophyta; Magnoliopsida; Malpighiales; Linaceae.